UGGAGCGGCUUCUGCACUCUUGGCUGUUUGGAAGGCCGCAGGCGCGACUGCGGGCCUGGGAAGUGACCAAUCGGUGCCAGAGGGCCGGGACUGGGGGCCUUCUCCCUCACUCCCACUCCCCAGAAUUAGCGUAUUCUGACCCUUUUUUUCUCUGCUCCCCCUUAUUUUCACCCCUGGAUCCCGGGUUCAGCACAUCUGUAUUGCUUUGUGCUGAUAGCAGUAAAAUAUAAUACAGUAAAAAAAUAAUGUGAAACUUUUGAAUUAGAAAACUUGACCUUUUAGUUCCACUGAAGCGUCCCUAAUCUAGGGCAGGUUGUUUUAUUCCGAAGUUCGGCGCCUUCACCGGUAAAAUGGGGUUUAUGACCGCAUCUGUCACUGAGUUAUUUGUGAGGCGUUGACAUAGUUUAGAUCUCUGUCGAAAUCUGUUCUUUUAAACAUACCCUAUUUCUUCUUGGUUGAGGACCAUCGAGUAAGAAUCUUAAUCGAUUUUUAAAAGUCCUGAAUCGGAGAUGCACCUAGGUUUGACUCUUUAAAUUAAAUCAUCUAAAAUUAGAAAAGAAAUUUUAUAUGUGAGUUAUUGUAUCUGGAGCACUAAGUUCAGAAUUUAUUUUAAAAAGUGGGGGGAGUUUUUAUAGAAAGGAAAGGGGAGGAUAAAAUAUGUGCCUUAUUGUUUCUGUAUUUGAUAUAAUUAAAUGAACUUUAUGGUAUCUGUUCAAAGUGUUUAAUGAACUGAUGUAUGAUCAUUUUUGUGUUGCAAGGUUCAGGAAAUAGAUAAUAAAGAAAAAAAUAAGAACCCCAAUGGGAGUUCCUACAUACAGAUCACAAAUACAGAGAACAAAGUGGUGGUUACCAGAGGGGAGAGGGGUGAGGAGAUAGACAAAAUAGGUGAAAGGUUUGAGGAGGUACAAACUUCCAGUUAUAAAAUAAAUAAGUCACAGAGAUGAAAAGCACAGCAUAGAGAAUAUAGUCAACAAUACAGUAAGUAUAGUCAGUAAUACAGUAUGCUGUGGUGAGCAUUGAGUAAUGUAUAGAAUUGUCGAAUCACUGUGUUUGUACACCAGAAACUAACACUGUAUAUCAACAAUUCUUCAAUAAUAAAAAGUGAAAAUUCCAAAAGAACUAAUAAAAGAUAAAGUAAUUCCGAUGGGUCUCAGUAGACUCUGAAAAGCUGGGAAGAACCUGGAAAUCCUUUAGUACGGUCAUUACAUUUUAUAAUGAAGUAACAGGCCCAGAGACGCUAUUAGUCAUAAGUGAUAAAUUUAAACCUAAGGUUAGUACUUUUGGCACUAGUAAUAAAAUCUAAUGCCACAUUAGGAUUGAAUACUGUUAAACCUGUGAAAUUAGAAAGAAAUUAGUAUCUUAAGGGAAGACCAACUCUGGAACUUCUCAGUAGCCAUUCCAAACAAAAUCAAGUGAUAGGGUUUUAAUUAGAUUUAAUUCUACAAAUAUUAAUGCCCUUUGUAUAAGUAGGACAUAAAUAUAAGUUAAAUACAGCCUCUAUCCUUAAGCUUAUAAUCUAAGGAAAUAAUUAGUGCUGAAAUAAGACAAUAGGUAGGACAAAAAAGGCUACCAGAGAGAAAUCUAAUUUGGAAGUUCCAAGAAAGAAUGGAAGAGAGAACAUCUGAGAAGAGCCUUGAAAGACUGAUCUUGAUAUGGAUAAAAUAAAGCAGAUAUAAUUCACCUCUAGAAAGAUUAUUUAUACCCUGGCAUUUGAAAUGUUUUGUAUUUAGUGUCAUAGUAAAAAUGGAAAAAGGGAAAGUAAAUGAUGAUGGAAAACCAGACCCAGAAAAUUCUUUGGACUUUUCUGAACACUUUAACCAACUUGAAUUGUUGGAAACACAUGGACACCUUAUUCCCACUGGUACCCAAAGUCUCUGGGUAGGGAAUUCUGACGAAGACGAGGAGCAAGAUGAAAAAACCGAAGAGUGGUAUCAAUUGCAAGAAAAAAAGAUGGAAAAAGAUCCAAGCAAAUUGCUUCUUUGGGCUGCGGAAAAAAAUCGGCUUACCACAGUGCGGAGACUGCUGUCUGAAAAGGCCACUCACGUGAACACUAGAGAUGAAGAUGAAUAUACCCCUCUUCAUCGAGCAGCCUACGGCGGACACUUAGAGGUGGUGCGCGAGCUGAUCGCACAAGGGGCAGAUGUCCACGCGGUGACUGUGGAUGGCUGGACACCCCUGCACAGCGCUUGUAAGUGGAAUAAUACCAGAGUAGCUUCGUUCUUACUCCAGCACGACGCAGAUAUUAACGCCCAAACAAAAGGCCUCUUGACCCCCUUACAUCUCGCCGCCGGGAACAGGGACAGCAAAGAUACCCUGGAGCUCCUCCUGAUGAACCGCUACAUCAAACCGGGUCUGAAAAACAACUUGGAAGAAACGGCCUUUGAUAUUGCCAGGAGGACAAGUAUCUAUCACUACCUCUUUGAAAUUGUGGAAGGCUGCACAAAUUCGUCACCUCAGCCAUGACGGUUCUAAUAAUUUUCUUAAGUUUCCGAGUACCAGUGCCUCCUUUGUGUGAGAUAGGACAUAUCCCCAUGAUAGAAGGUUGACAUCAAAAGUUUUACGGUAGAACUCCAGUGGUACACAGUCAAAUGUCCUUCCAAGUGACAUGCCUAACGUUGAUGUCAAAAUGUAUUUGAAAGUUGUUUGGAUACAUCUUUACUGAUCUAUGUGCACUUUGUAAUUUUUAUCAGAAAUAAUUUUAACACACUUAUACUUAAAAACUUGUAACGGGUUGUACAGAAAACUAACGAUAUUUUUGGUGCUGAUCCAAGAGAAGUGUAUUUUUAAAUCUCCCCCAUCCUGGGUCUUUGUGGAGUAUUUAGUAUAUUGACAUGUAUUUUUAUAAGGCGAGGUAACUCAGAAUUCAAUUUAAAAAACUCAAGUAUACUGGUGCGGUGCAGCCGUCAUCUCCACGUCACUAUGGCCAUUUGCUUUCAUUUUAAACCGUAAGAACUGACUUACUCGUGACUUGAAUUGUCAGAAGUUUAAGAAAACAUUGGAAGAGCUUAGAUCUUUGUCUUUUAGAGCAAAGUAGUUAGCUAAAGUGUUUAGUCCGUGAAUGUAAUAUACUGCCUCCGCUACCACAGUUCACACAAUCCUGUGGACGGUCCUACCUCACCCUGGUCAACCCACGUGAUCCUUCUUCCGUCGGUGAGUCGGCAUGACCUUUUACACAUGCACACAACUCUACCUUGGUCCAAGAGAUCAUAAUGUAUCUGCUCGCCAACUGGUUCUACCUGCCUAAUCCUGUUUGUUCAGGGCACUGCUCAGAUGGUCUCUCUAGUUCACAGGAAGUGUCGAUUUUUCCGAGGUUCUCCUUUUAUACAAAUCCUACAAAGGCAAAGGGACAAGGGAAAAGGAAUUCUAAGAGUGAAGGGAUGAUGAUUAUACUGGGGCUAGAUUAUAAGUGGCGCAAGCUUUAAAAAGCCACAGUGUGGAUGGUGACACGAGUAUAAAUAUGAAUAUUCAGAAAAAAAUAAAAGCUUGGAACAACAAAAA
Mirounga angustirostris (Northern elephant seal) is the source of this 3498-nucleotide messenger RNA. RefSeq names its product ankyrin repeat domain 49 (gene ANKRD49). Gene Ontology annotation, biological process: positive regulation of DNA-templated transcription. The record is from RefSeq and is a predicted model, not a curated record. Gene Ontology annotation, molecular function: protein binding. Bases 1744 to 2463 code for a protein of 239 amino acids. Lineage: Eukaryota; Metazoa; Chordata; Mammalia; Carnivora; Phocidae. The transcript has 3 exons.